AUGGAGCCAGACAACAACCGCUUGCGACUGAACUUCCCGUUUGAGAAUCAGCAGAAUUAUGAAACCUCCAACAAUCGAGUCUACCCUACCACUCCUUCCACCUUUCCGCAGCCGAUCUACCAAAACCAGCAACAGCAAGACUAUCUUGGUGGACAAUAUCAAGCAAACCAACAGGGUGGUGGGUAUUUCGUGAACUCUCCUUACCCUCCCCAGCAGCAGAAUCAAUUCCAGAGCCAGCAAUACCAGUAUCAAAACAAUCACCUUCAGUCACCCCAGCCAGCGUAUCCAGGGAAUAGACAGUACAAUGAUGCAACAAAUGGCAUGAUUCAGCAAUUCUCAAACCAGGACCUGGGUUCUGCUCGCGGUGGUUUCAGCAGGACUCCUUCACCUGGAAAUGCUCGUCCAAGAACUGCUGGUGAUACGCGAGGUCAAUACGCCAAUCAUCUUCCACCAGCAAUGCCAAAUCGCAGUCCGAAACCUGAUGAUGAGGAGAAACCCAACCCCAACAAAUAUUCUGACAACGUCUUGAAGCGAGGUACUGCUGCCAAACAACUCGUCAAUAGCUUCUUCCAAGAAAACAUCGAAAGAGCUAGGGACCGAAAUUCUCGCGCCAAGGAGCUUGACGAGAUACUAAACGAUCCCGAAGUCAAGGAUUUGGUGAAGCAGCAAAAAGUCAACGAAUUGGCACAGAAAGAGGCACGAUUUCUGCGCUUCAUUCGGACAAAGGAGUCGCCCAAGAACUUCACAACCUUAAAGGUCAUUGGGAAAGGAGCUUUUGGUGAGGUCAAACUGGUCCAGAGAAAGACUGAUGGAAAGAUCUACGCCCUGAAAUCACUGAUCAAGACAGAGAUGUUCAAAAAGGACCAGUUGGCUCACGUACGUGCGGAGAGAGACAUCCUGGCAGAUUCAAAAGACAACCCCUGGCUCGUCAAGCUGCACGCCUCCUUCCAAGACAAUGCUUACCUGUACAUGCUGAUGGAGUUCUUGCCUGGAGGGGAUCUGAUGACAAUGUUGAUCAAGUAUGAGAUCUUCUCCGAGGACAUUACCCGUUUCUACAUGGCUGAGAUUGUGAUGGCAAUCGAAGCAGUACAUCGACUGGGGUUCCUUCACCGUGACAUCAAACCGGACAAUAUCCUUCUAGAUCGUGGAGGUCAUAUCAAGUUGACAGAUUUUGGUCUGUCGACUGGUGGACGAAAGCAGCAUGAGAAUUCCUAUUACCAAGCACUGCUGAAGUCAACACAGAGCGACAGAUCUGGGAAUCGGAACUCUGUUGCCUUGAACGAGCAGAUCAAUCUUACCGUCAGUAAUCGUGGACUUGUUAAUACGUGGCGUAAGUCUAGACGACAUAUGGCUUAUUCAACCGUGGGAACUCCGGAUUAUAUCGCACCUGAGAUCUUCUUGAACCAAGGUUACACCUAUCUCUGUGACUGGUGGUCUGUUGGAGCCAUCAUGUUCGAAUGCCUUGUUGGAUGGCCUCCCUUUUGUGCGGAAGACACACAUGAUACAUACCGCAAGAUUGUCAACUGGCGCGAGUCACUGUACUUUCCGGAUGAGUUGGUGCUUGGUCGUGAGGCAGAACAUAUGAUCAGAAGUUUUCUUUGCGAUGCCAACGACCGGCUUGGUAAAGAAGGCGGUGCACAUGAUGGUGCCUCCGAGAUCAAAAAGCAUCCAUUCUUCAAGGGUGUCAUCUGGGACCAGCUUCGUCGUAUUCGAGCUCCUUUCGAGCCCAAGCUUUCGUCAAACACAGAUGUUAGCUAUUUCCCGAUCGACGAGAUUCCGCAGGAAGACACUACUGCUGCUCAUCAACGGCAAGCGAGAGCAGUCCCGAGCGACCAGGAUGCGGAGAUGAGCCUGCCCUUUAUCGGCUACACCUACAAAGCCUUCAAUGCUUUCCAGAAUUCUGCAUCGAGUGGUCGGAACGGAUGGCUUAUGGCGUUUGUCAAUGUAUUCUACACCUAUACGUACGGUUCUGCAGGCUGGCUGUGUCUGCAAGCAGUGCCAUUGCUUCUUGCCCCAAAGGUCAUUACAACAAUACUUGGAGCUGAAGGCCACUAUGGGACAGACCUCGAGGUCUACUUCGGUCGCUUUCUCGGCCUAUCUUUGGUGCUCAUCGCUGUGAUCAUGAUGCUCCUCACAGGAUCAAUACCACUAACCUCGAUGGUCAGCGAGCCCGUCUCGACAGAGGAGUCAGAUCCUAAAGCCCCUUAUGCCGUGCCAGUUCUUCGUACCACCAUGAUCUUCCAUUCCCUGGCUGCCAUCUACUGCUACACCUCCUAUGUCUCGUUAGGCCAGAGCGGCUUCAUGCUGGGACUGGUGGGAUAUGGUGCUCUAGCUAUAAUGGGAUUGUGGUGUGUGAUGUUUGCGACGAGCAGGGGACACAUCAGCAAGAGGACAGGAGCAGAUAAGAGGAUGAGUGGGUUUCCGUUCACGAAUAAGAAGGCGUACAACCCGAAGGUCGAUAAGAAGAGGAUAUGA
Molecule: messenger RNA, 2475 nt
Organism: Endocarpon pusillum Z07020
Lineage: Eukaryota; Fungi; Ascomycota; Eurotiomycetes; Verrucariales; Verrucariaceae
Product: Serine/threonine-protein kinase cot-1
Exons: 6
Coding region: 1-2475 (824 amino acids)
Biological process (GO): intracellular signal transduction; peptidyl-serine phosphorylation
Molecular function (GO): ATP binding; protein serine/threonine kinase activity
Source: RefSeq, a predicted model, not a curated record